AAGUUCCGGGUAGGGUUUGUUUUCGUGUGACACACCGUGCAUGGCUGUCAAACUGCAGACGUUUUAGCUUCAGUUCAGUUAUCAAACUUCACCUAAAAGCAGCAGCAGAGGUGCGCUACAGGAGCAAAUUUGGUGAGCUGAAAAAUAUAUUACUUGAUUUAUCGGAUAUCGGGUAUCGGAUGAGUUAUCGGAUACAUUUAAUUUAUAUUCUUAGUUUUUUUUGCCGAUUUAUUGAACAACGUUUAUGAACAUAAAGCCCAUUUAGCAUUGGUGUUACCUUGCUUUGCUUACAUCAGUUUGUUUUGUAGACCAAGUUCCACUGAAUAUAACAUCCAAAAUGCAUGAGGCGUCAUUUGCUUUUGCAUUUACCUACCUUGCUGAAAAGCUCACAGUGUUAUUGUUGUUUGCCUGUGGAGUUUAAUUUCGUCCUCAAAUAAAGCUUUCACCUUUCUCUUUCACUCCUCAGAUGUGACGGGAUGUCUGAUAAGCGUCAGCGCGCCAGGGUCCAGGGCUCCUGGGCCAAACAGCUGCCAAAACACUCAGGACCAGCAGGUACUCCAUGGUCCAUUAUUCGGACCCACGCCUCAUGCUCCUUAUUGACUGAGGAGGACUCAUCAUUGGUACAUGAAAAUAAGUUUGUUGGGUUUAAUUUUUUUUGGUGCAGCUCCAAACCACCAACAGCACAACAGAGUCCAGACAGCUCCCACUUCUUGGGGAUGUGGGCCUCAGAAAACACAAAACACCUUUGAGUUCAACCAGCCCUCCAAGGUAGAGCGUAAUCCUCGAAAACACUGAAUCAGUUACAAAUGAAUUUGUCUGUUUAACCCUUUUUAAAUGUUUUAUGAGGCACAAACUUUUUUCUGUUUCAGCCAGUCAGAGAAGCUCCUCCAGAGACGGUGAUAGAGUAGGUUUUCCUUUUUCUCCUCAUUUGAUUGACUUCCUUUGAGUUUUGAAUUGUGACACGAAUAUUAAAUUAAUUUCAAUGAGUUAUUUCAUUUUUUUUUUUUUUUGCCUUGUUAUAAAACAAUUCACUUUGCACAGAUUGGCCAACAAACUCCAUUUUUCUCUCGACAGAAAGAAAGGUGACCAUGAGAUAAGUCAUGGACCGUCUGGAGUGUCAAGGUGAGUCGAGUCUAAGUAUUUAUUGAUAAAGAUGUUAAAAAAAGAACAUUCAAGGAAGAAACAUGUAUCCAGUUCAACUCAGCUUUACUUUAUUUGCACAUCACCUCUCAUACCUACAAGCAUUCAGCCAAAAGUAAUAUAAAUAUAUGCAGUAUAUGUAUAUUAAUUCCUUCUAUAAAGCUCCCUCCAACUAUAUUUUGUUCCUAUUUUUCAAGCUUUAGCUCGUCUUAUUAAGGAGGCUGUAACAGCAUUGAAACAUCAAAUACCGAUCACGUUCAAGGACGUUUUGUUCAGAAAAUGAGACUACAAUUCCUAGAAGCCCCAAGAGAAACCGAUUUUUCUUUAUGCUUGAGGUUUAAGUUUAUUAGCAGAUUAUCAAAGAGAAGACAAACAGACAAAAUAAAUCACAUGUGAGGUUGAAACCCAGAAAAAUGAGAAGAAAACAAAGUACUGUAAAACAACUAACAAAUAUAGACAUUUUAUCCGAGCAGCAGAAAUAGUGUAAAACCGAGCAAACACUCACUUUUUUAUUUUAUUUAUUGCUUUAGAUAGAUAGAUAGAGAGAUACAUUUUUAGAUAGAUAUAAAGUUAAGAUAUAGAAAAGUUGUUCUCCCCGUCGGGGAAUCGAACCCCGGUCUUCCGCGUGACAGGCGGAGAUACUGUCCACUAUACUAACGAGGAUUGGUAUAAGGAAAGAUUCUCGGGUCAGCUCAAAUUCAGCCGGCCUCACACAACCACUUAAAGUCUCAUUCAGACACACAACGCUGUUUAUCUUUUCGUCGUUCACCUUGACUAUAAGUCUGUGAUUCUUUUGUGUAAACGUGUUUUUCUAACAGGAGGUUAUAGAUGUCAAAGUUACUUCAAGAGUUUCUAAUUCAACCUGUUUGUUUAAAAAUCGGUCAUGAUGACUUAGACUCUCUCUGAAAGCUGACCGUAUAUUACGUUGGAUUUAAAAGUCAGAGGAGAUUGUUAAAAUGCUACACUUUCUUCUCUUAAAGCAGUUUUAGUGCAGCGGACUGGUCUGUGAUUGAGUUUAAAAUCCACUAGAUGGCAGUCAUCACAUGAGCAGGUCUGUUUGUUGCUGAGCCGCAGUUUCAAUAGAUUCAGAACAAAUAACAUGUUCUGUGUAUGUGAAGAUGGACACCCAGAGUAUUUCCUGUCCAUAUUGUCCAUAUUUCUUUCUGCAUAUUGUUGAAUUAAUCUGGUUUGAAACAUUUGCAGCUACUUUUUGUUUUUGUGGGCGUUGAUGAGGAUUGUUAUUUCUCCAAAACUGGAACAUUAUUUGCCAGUUCAAUAAUUCCUUGUGCACCUGAAUCUGAGUCUGAGCUGGAUUAGAUCUUCAGGUGUAUCCGUGUGUUUAACAGAGAUCAUUAGAUGACACUAAAGGGGUCAGUUUACUCAGAAGGACAGUGUUGGUGGAUGGCUGAGGAGCUUUGUGACCGUAUUUGUCCAUUUCUGUUUCUCUCCAAAGUCAACAGACCAACGUUUUAUAACCGGCUUCACAUCAUGAUGUAACUGCGACAUGAAGUUUACAAAGAAGUCUCAUCUUAAAGUCUUUUAAGGUCUUUUUACUGUUCUUGGACGUUAUCGUGUAAGCAACUGAGCACAACACUUCAAAUAUCUUCUGUGAAAUAUGCACCGAUAUCCAAACACUUCCAUGAAAGUGUGUCACACUUCUCUCCUCUCUGCAGACUCUUCACUUGAUCUUCUUAUCAGCAUGUUGGUUUUAAAAUCUAAAUGAUACCUGCUGCCAUCCUUUUAACCAUUUUAGAUUAAAUUAGUGUACUGAUAGAGAGAGCUGAUGGUAAAGAAAAAAAGAGGAUUUUCAAGAUCCCUGAGGUGCUUCAUCACUGACUCCAGUCCAACAACAACAACAUGUGGGCCCAUUUUCAGAAAGGAGGCUCAACAAACUCUGAAGUCUAACCCCUAACUCUGGGUUAGGGCUGGGCGACAUGGCCUUAAAUCAAUAUCACGAUAUAUUGAUCGGUUCACCUCGAUAAUGAUAAAUGGACAAUAACUACUCCACAAGUUGCUCACCCCCUCCCACAUUAACGUCGUCUACUUCAGCCGCCGCUCCAGCAGCUACAACUUUUGAACCAUCCUCCAUCUCCUCACCUGUCUUUCCCUCUUUGGGGUGGAGUCAUGUCACUGACGUAGGACAGCGUCUUAAAGGGACAUGAGACGAUAGCCUACCUACACACAUCCAAAACCAACUUUAAUCUAUUUAUUUUUUUGACACCAAAUAUACCGAUACGGGCAAAAUGAUGUCAGUUAUUGUCGUAAAUUUCGAUAUCGGUAAAUUUACAGUUGAUUUCAGGAUGAACAGACUCUGAGUUUGAACUAAACCUGCUUUCUGAAACGUAACCUUGGAGUUGGUCUGAGUGAAUGUGUGCGUUUUGUGUUUCCAUCCAUACAGACUGCGGCUGCUGCCCGGGUUUCUCCCCUCAGAAGAGGCUGACUGGAUGUUCAGUAAGCUGCUAGCAGAGCUUCCCUGGUCCCAGAAGACAAACUACAGACAGGGUGGGUACCAGGGUGUGUAAGAAUGAGAGGGGGGACAAAUGUGAUCUGGUGAUGCGUCCUACAGCAUGACCAGGGUUUCCCCUCUGCAGUUGUCUCUCUGAUGGGUAAUUGUUGGUCUGUUUUUCUUGUUUAAUGUUUUUUUAUGGUGAACCUUCGGAGAGUGCGAUCCUCUGCCACAGCUGCAAGACUGUUAUUCUAACAUGAGAAUAUGUUUAGAUGUUUCCAAAGUUUUUGUUGUGUCACUUUUAAACAAGCAGCUUUUCCCUCUGUAAGUCUCAAGAAGACUUUCCAACAGCUGAAUUUGCAGCUCCUCUCGUCUCGCACAGGCCAGAAAUGUUCCUGUGAGAGGAAAGAAUCCCUCACAUUGUACGCAGACAGACGAUAUACAGUGAGCCCGUUGACCUGCAGCCAGACUCAGCCUCAGAAUCAGCGCCUCUGUCAGCUGGCUCUCAUCCAUCUCGUGUGUUACUCUGCGAUAGCGCCGUGGCAGAAGAGCAGCAGGAGAAAGACGAGUGACCAAGAUGGUUUCCAACUGAAUAUCACAGCUGCGGGUUGUGUAAUCUCAGCCCAUCACUCCUCAGACUUUGUCAACAAAGUGGCUGUGGUGUUUGGGUUUAAAGAGGAAGUAGAUGGGGGGAAAAAAUGACCAUAACCCCUCAGCUGUCCCCUCUCCUACAUCCUUUUUGUCAUUUAUUCAGUCCUGCUGUGAAACCGCUCUGACUCACUUUUUCCAUUUAGUGCUCAAGCCUUCAAAUUGGAUCCCGUCUACUGGUUAAGAAUUUGUUCACUUCCUCUGAUAGCAUAUCUUAACUAAAAUAGUUCAGCUUAUAAAUGACCACACAUAGUUGAAAUGAUUCCUCCCAGAGUCCCUGAGUGAUUUAACACCAUAAAAAGCAAAGGCUGCUUGAGCGAUUUGUUUUGGUUUCUCCGUGUUUUGGAGCAGAUGGACGGUCAAAUGACAGAAAAUUGGUUCUUGGAAGAGAGAGCAGGUUGUUGUUGUGAGAGAAAAACACACGGACUGAGGAGAGAGGAAUUGAAUUGAGAUGUUUACCGUUUCUUAGGAGCUGCUAGAAUGGGUUUCUAGUGACGUAGCAGAUAACAAUACAUGAAGAAUAGAUCUGCGUCAGCUGUCUGCAUCCACAUAUACAGCGCUGAUCACUCAGAUAGCUCUAAAACAAGCUCGAUCUGCUCUCUUUUCAGGUUAAAAUUGCCUUGACCCAAUUACAGGUGUGAAAUAGAGAUGAAUAUGAGAGCAUGUCUUUUCGCUGCAGAAAUAAUGGUAAUAGGAUAUCACAUUUAUCUGUCUGUAAAUCACCACCUCAGAAUCAUCUCUGAAACGAGUAUAAACAAGAGAAACACGGUUUGUAAUUUAAAUUAUCUAUAUGCAAGUUAAACAGAUGUGAUUACCGAGAGAAGCUGCACAUUGGUGUGGGGUUUGUCUUGGCGAGGAGGUUAAGGAUUCUUCAACUAUGGAAACUUGUACCUAAUAAUAAUAAUAAUAAUGCAUCAGAUUUUUAUAGCGCUUUUUUGUCAGUGACCUCAAAGCGCUUUAAAUUGAUUAAAACCAGCUGUGAGAUUGUGUUGUUAAUGGCGGUCUCUUCUUUGAUUUUCAAACUUUAUGUUAUUGAUUUUUCUUCCAACAUUUUCCUUCUAAAAAAAAACAAAAGAUAAAAACAAACAAAUUUUGUCCAGCAUAAUUAAAAACCUCUCUCUGAAUCAGCACUCAUGUUAACUAGUUUACCAGCUUUAAGUUGAUGAACACAAAUGACCCAUGGCUAGUGACCACAGUACAGCAGAGUAGUGGUGGGCGUUAUAGCCUCAAAAUGAUAUCGCGAUAUUUCAAGGCCAUUUGCGAUAACAAUAUUAAUUACGAUAUAAAAAAAAUAUAUGUAUAUAUAUAUAUAUAUAUAUAUAUAUUUUUUAUUUUUUUCUCCUAUGUUUUUGAUUUUUAAAUAUGCUGAUAUACACUGUUAUAACUAUCAGGGCUCUGAAAAGAUGGUGCAGAAAGCUGAGGUGUGUGGUAUCUUGUGGCUAAGUUUAAGUUCUGACUGAAUUCAUGACUACAUUCAUUUUUUUCAAAAUCAUUCUAUUUUUUUGAUUAUAUGUCAUUAUUUGCUGAUGAGCUGAUGUUUGUCAACAGGGCUGAUAUCAGUGAAACAUCAGUGAAUCCCUUUUUAAUAGAUUCUAUAUUUUAUUGUGGGUGUUGGUUCAGGUGAGGCGUACGAUGAGCCUAGACUGACCUGCUGGUACGGAGAGCUGCCUUAUACCUACGCUCGCUCCACAAUGGCUCCCAACACACAGGUAACACACUCUCACAUGUGGGUGUGUAUUUUUUAAAUGCAGCUGUUUCUGUGCAGUUUGGUCUUUCUUACACACAGACAGAGUGAUAGGGUUUCCAAACAACAUAGGAUACAUUCAUGUUAGGAAAGAGAAAAAAUCACAUCUCCUUAUAACACCAAGGGAAUCAUAUUCAUGUGGACAAACAUAAAUAUAUUAUCACUUUUAUAUAUAUAUAUUUGCUUCAUUUAUUUACAGUCUGUGUUUCUCCUCCUUCUAGUGGCAUCCAUUGCUGUUUACCCUCCGUGAAGCCAUUGAGCGGGUUAGCGGCUGCAACUUCAACUCACUGCUCUGUAACCUUUAUCGGGACGGACACGACAGCAUCGGCUGGCACAGCGAUGAUGAGGCGUCUUUGGGUGACAAGCCCAUCAUCGCCUCCCUCAGUCUGGGUGACACCAGAGUGUUCAGCCUCCGCAAGCAGCCUCCACCGGUGAGCUGAUGACAGAGAGGGAGGUUUACCUUAGUGUCCAAAUUAGGGCUGUUGCUAUACCAGAUUUUCACUCUAAUGAUUAUCGUGACCAUAAAAUAUCACAAAACUAUAAUUUUGGGAAACUUCACAAUUAAUUGGCACAAUUAGUCAAACUGAGAAACGACAAGAGAAGUAUUGUAGCUUUCCUAGUACCUUUAAAAAGUCGCUUGAGGCAGAGACUAGGUCCUGUAUAUUUGUGUGACACACUGCUGCUGUUCCAAAGAAGCACACAGUUCAUCAAAGUUCUCGGAGCUUUAAUAACAGAAAAAACGCUUCAACAAUCGCCAAUGAUUCACAUCAGAUAGAGUAUGUGUGCACUCUGUGACGUGUAUCAUAACAAACAAAGAUCAUAUAGUGCGGUCAACAAAAAUUACGGCUACCUAGGCUCACCUCUCCACCCCAGUGCAGGUAAGACCGCCCCUUAUAUAAACUACAAGCUUUCAAACACAGUGCCCACGUGACCCAAACCCAGUGAAACCAAUGGCAACCAGACAAAAGUAAUUGAACACAGGAUAACCGAUAAGCAAAGCAACAUUAUGGCUCCUACAAUAAGCAAUACCUUUAUAAACUUGGCAAAUAAACACAGUUACUUUACAUGUCAUCCACUCCUUUUGAACAUGGAUAACUUUUUAUCAUUUGUUGUUGUAUUUGUUACUUUUUAAUUUAUUAUUUUAUUUUUUAUAUGUUCAAGAUAAACUUCAUCAAUCAAUAAAUAAAUCAAUCAAUAGUGAUGUUAAAAGUUCCGAAUUAUCCACAGGUCCAGCCUUGGUAUUAAAACUUCAUGAAAGAAGACAAAUCUAAUAAAAUGAUGCUUUUUAUUUAAGGGCUUUUAUUUUGAUAGUUUUACUGUCUUACGUGUAGUGUACUUUAUUUCCUGCAAAGCGACGAUACUCUUAUUCUGAAGUGAUCGCUACUUCCGGUACAUAAGUUACGUAACCGAAAAACGACAGUUAAAAAUGACGGUUAGAAAAUACAUAUAUAUCAUUUUGAUUAUUAGUAAUCCGAAGAGGUACAAGCUUUAAAGUUGUUUCUGGGUUAAAAAUGUUUUUAAUAUCAAGUUUUUAAAAGUGCUGAGUCAUUUCUCAGAGGGCUAACAGCUAGCUUAGGAGGCGUCCGGCAACCAACGUCAAGGCCCACUGCUAUGAGCUCAAGGUAUAACCAUAUGCAUAUUUUAGCACUGUAUCAAUACUUGUUGUCUUAAAUGAUGUUUUUUGUCAACACUGUAAUAAUGAGACAGCCUUAACUUGACAUUUUUCUCCUUUAGCAGUAAUGCUAGUCCUCUCCUGCGUGUGAAAUACCCUGAAUAUUUGUCUUUUUAACUUGUAGUUGGUCCAUUAACCUACAUUAAAAUUGGACUUGACUUUGGGAAAGCAAAGCACAGAGACAUAAAAGACCAAUUUUGAAAAGGUUGGGGUUUGAAAAUAGAUAAUGUGUUUCAUUAAAAAGCUGAAGUUGCUGUUUAUUGUACUAAAAUUUGUUUUCUGAUAGUUUCCAACUGUGAGCAAUAUUGGUGGAAAGCUCUUGAAGCACCCCCAGACUCUGACUGCUGGAUUUCUUGGCAUUGCUGUCUCAUUUUGCUAACAUGCUGCAUUAGGACUAAGCUCUUUCCUUCUUGUAUUUUUCCACAAGGCUGACUGUAAACCCAGCUCUAUUUAUUCAUUAAAGUGGUCUCUCAAAGUGUUUGAUUUUAGCCGUCCUGAACCUGCAGACACUCUAUCUGACCUUUAGCGGUUUUACACAAGUUUGUUUUUUGGUGCUUAAACUUGGCUCCCAGUCAAACAGGCUGUCUCCUGCUUCCAUGCUACUUAAUAAAGCAGAACUGAUCUGAAAAUCCUACCAAAAAACAGCAGUGAAGUGCAGAGCUGGCUGAAGUCAGGUGUUUAGAGUUCAGAAUAAGCUGAGCGUUUAGACAUCUGUGUUUAACAGCUGCCUGUAAAGUACAUAUUACUUAAGAGGCUUGACUCAUGAUGUGAGAGAGCAUAAGUGCCUGUUUUUUUCAUGUGAUAUACAUUAUACUAAGUGUGUCUGAGUGUGUUAGUGUUAUAGACAGCUGUAUAUUUUUCCUGAUCUUUUAUUUUGUGUUAGGAGGAAAAUGGAGACUACACAUAUGUGGAGCGGAUUCGGGUUCCUUUGGGCCAUGGGACGCUGCUGCUGAUGUCAGGAGCCACCCAAGAUGACUGGCAGGUGACAAAAUAACCUUUCAUAAUUAAUUAAAGUUAUAACGGGGGAUACAGGGGCAUAUAAGAAUCAUGUCGAGCCAAAGACUGAGGUGUUUCUUUUCCUUUUUCUUUAUUUUAAGAGACACCUUUGUUGUUCAAGAAUUGGACGAUACUUUACUUUUCAUCCAAACACUUUAAGCACUUUAAGCCCGACUGUGUGCCUUGAACCUUGUGUUUUAUGACUUGCAAUGACUUAGAUUUCCUCUGUUUAUACCAGAAAGUCUUGAGUAUAAAUCACAGCUCAUGCCUCAAACUUAACUCACACAUUAUGAAAAGAAAUCACGGCACAAUUGUUUGGCUCUUAUCGCACCUGUUUGGCCUGGUGGUUAUAGCACAUGCCUCAUAUGCAGAUAGUUAUGAUACAACUGUCGCAGGUUGGACUCCCAGCUCUGUUCUCUGCUUCCUAAAUUUCCUGUCUCGAGUGUAAAGACAUCCCGGCUCCAGGCAGUUAUAGAAAUAGACUUUGCUCCAAGCUAUCAUCAAAACAAAAAACACAGAUUUCCCCUCAUUUAACCUUCAGUAUUUAGAGUAAACUCUAAAGAGUAAACAGACCAGCUCCGGAGAGCUCAGCUGGAGAAGGUCAGGUGAAGACCUAACUCACCUGCCCUGCUUCUGUGUGCCUGUACAUGUCUGCAUGUGUGUGUGUUUGUGGGUAGAUAAGUGCUUCCGCCUGAACACACGUGAGAGGACGGACCUGUGUUCAAGCACUCAGGUUCAGGAGGAUGGAGAAAACAGCAGAGCUCCAACAUAAUGAGAGUAAUUUGUUCUCCAAUAGAAGCAGCAGACAGGUUUAUAUGAGUGCAUGAAAGGAUUGGAAGGUCUUUGUGUUUGUGUCAGUGUGUGUGAGUGUGUGGCUGGUUUCUGAUAGAAGCAAUUGGGUCACUCUCAACAGUGAGUCAGUGUGCCAUUACUAAAGUUUCUAAUGUCAUGAUAACUCAAUCUUUCCAGCCUUUAGAGGAGUUUAUCUUUUUCACAUUUUUCGAUUUUUGUGGAGUCGUUACCUCCAAGGCUGAGAAGUGGAGUCACUCAUAUUAAACAAAAUAUUUCUCAGAGUAAGCAGCUGUUCAGUCACUGAGAAUGAGCAGAGUUUGCCUCACGUAAAUGAAACUGAAAAUAUAAUAGACUGAGUGGAAAAAGAAGUAAAAGUUCUGACUUUAAAAGUAGCUCUAACUUCGAAGAAAAAAGGUCACAUGUGUUUUAUGGUGACACCUCACUGAGCGCCGCAACAAAAGUUUUAUCUCUGCUUUUAAGAUCUACCCUGAGAAAGAUCACACCGUCCAUUAAUUUCUCUCUGGGUGACUGCGGUCCAGGUCGGCCUAAUGAAACCUCCCCGCUCUGUUUGCAAGCUCUAAAAACAGACGCUAAAUAUUUAACUAAGCCUGUCAAUCCUGGGCUUUGUUUUGAAAAGGGAUCCAGGUUAUUUCUGAUGUUCCAGCCUCUUUCUUUUGGCACUGAUGUGGAGAAGCAAACCCUUCGCCUCCUUUUCAGAUGUAGGUGAGGGAGGAGUGUGUGUUUGUGUGUUUUCGGUGAAAAACAAGGUGAUCCUGCCUGCAUGCAAGUUAAACUUUGAGUUUCCUGAAAACCUCUGAGAAUUCUCACAAAGAAAGUAUUGUUUGUUUUAUGUUGACACAUCUUCAGUUGGUCUUUAUGCAGAAGGUCAGAGGUCAACUGGAAGGCAAAAACACCUUAUGUUGAGGAAACUUCUCUCACAGUUUUAUCUUAUUUUCUCCUGUCAUCGUGCAUUAUUCUUUUUCUAUAUCACCUGUGUGUUUGUAUCAUAGACUGUAUAUACUAUGGACAACCUGGUUCCGCCUCCUGCCUGUAUACGGAUUUGAAGCCAAAAAGCUCUCUGUAUUUUUCUUCAUUUCCUGAAACCAGCGCUGUACAGUAGCGUUGUGCGCAUUCGGCCGCGCAGUUGCAAAGAGUCACUUUGAUGACGCUCAGCUCAAACAGCUUACCCCCCGGGAGAGCUACUCAAUCCCUGAACGCCCAUAGGCUGUAUCAGGUGUCAAUCAUAGCAAACAUGAACCCCCUAAUAACUUUUAAAAAUGGAGCUUCACAGAAAAAAGAGGACUUGAGCACAAACCUGUCUUACAAUAACUACAUGUCAACAUCGCAAGCAGGGGGGAGAAAAAUUUAUGUUCUGUGUAAUAAAUUUCUAAAGUUGGUCCACAGCCCCAUAAGCUUUGCUGGCGGAGGUGGGAUUUAUGACCUAUACUGCAGCCCGUCACCAGAGGGUGCUGUUCUUAAAGUGGCUUCACUCAGCGAGGAGGCAGACGGCGUCCAUUCUAUAUACAGUCUAUGGUUUGUAUCAAACAAAAGUUUUUUAACCUUUAAAUAACUUACUCAGCUGUUAUUAAAUCUUUCUCUUAUUUUUGUAUCUUCAGCUGAAGUAAGGCUUUAGAUCAGUGGGUAAAUUUUAAAUGAGAUGUUCGUGCAACAUAAAGUUUCCAAAGUGGAUAAUACACAGCUAUCUAAAUUGCAAAUAUAUAACUGAAUGUGAUUUUUGAAGUUCACACUAAUGUAAAGGGAAUAAAAAUUAGACCUUUAUAUUCAUCGAUUUCCAAAGCAUAAGUCUGAACACUGGCAGUCACCAUAUGAGAAAUGCAAAGUCCUAGUUAUGCAGAACUUUUCAUUUUUUCUCCAUUUGUAUCUUUACUAUGCUGCUAUAAAUUUGGGUUUCCCCUCGUGGGACUAUUAAAGGAACAUCUUAUCUUAUCUUAACUUGUACCUUAACAUCUCAAAACGACUCAGUUUUAAGAGAGACAGAUGUGCUUUUCAUACCAGAGCCACUUUCUCCAAACUGUAAACAUGAUUAUUUUAGCUGUAAAGAUGAGCAUUUAUACGAUGGGUGUCAAAGGGGUUUCUGUUGAUUUUGCAGUCGGCCUCAAGUGGACACUUUAGGAACUGCAGUCUUGUAUUUUCCGGAUUAGGGAGAGUCUUGUUAAAAAAACAAACCUCUAAAUACUUAAAUAAUCAGAUCUUUUUUCUUUCAGGUGAGGUUGUCUGGGGUAGUUAUAAAAAGUCAGUGUGUUAUCUGCAGAUGUUGGUGGUUAGCACAGCGUCAGUUUGUAAAAGCUGCAUUCAGCACUAAAACAGAAGCUGAGCUGUUCUCUGCUGUGGGCAGAGUUUGUACUACAGUACAGCUACUUAAUCGAAGAGGUAUCGAUAAUGACCUCCUUCAGAUAAUCUGUUCUCUGCCUUUAAAGCCAUAGAAAAAUAAACAUGUGCAGUACACGUUUAAUCAGUCACCUCGAUCGUCUUUACAGAGGACAUUUAUCUGCAUCAUCACAUUCACCAAAUAGUCCAUGGGCCCGACAGAUAUUUGGUACCCCUCAGGGUGGCAAAUAUAAUCUACAGACACAUGUCUGUAGAUUAUAUUUUUGUGUGAUAACCAGGUGCCCCGCUAAAUAUUGGUUAUCAGCUCAUGAAGUUAACCACCCCUUAAGAUAAAUGUGAUUUUUUUACACUGGUGUAUAUCUGGUUUAGGCUCACGGCAGGGACAUUUCUCAAAGGUUUACAAUAUACUGUUUGGUAUCAUUUUAAAGGGGAUCCUUGUGGCUUUCAUUUAAGCCUAUAUGUGUUUAUCUUAGACCAACAUGGAAGUCACUAGAGCUCUUUAAAUCACAAAAAAAUACAUAUUUUCCUGCAAUUUUUGCCUACAUGAUAUACUUUCUUUUGGCCAUAUGUCACCCAGGGACAUCAGGGAUAGAAGAAUUACAAACUGCAAUACUCUUGGGACUCAUAACAUUCAGAAGAUGGAUGAAUGGAUGGAUGGAUGGAUGGAUAGAUAGAUAGAUAGAUAGAUAGAUAGAUAGAUAGAUAGAUAGAUAGAUAGAUAGAUAGACAGACUUUAUUGAUCCAAGAAUCUUGGUUCUUCAGCGAAGGGUGGGGGGGCAUCUCCCAUCAGGGAUAUUAGUCAGAACAGAAAAUUGAAAAAACCCUUAGAAUGCAUUGAUUCUGUAUGAUUUUUUUAGUGUUGAAUCCAUUUCUGCCAGUUGCCCAGCUGUAAAAGGUACCUUUUAGUAAUAAUUAGCGUAAUUAUUGAUAUAUUGCCCAAUGCUAUAAAUGGCUAUCAAUUUCCUAUUUGUUAAGAAAUUCUAUAUUGUUUGGUAUCAUCGUAAAGGGGACCUUCUAGCCUUUCAUUUAAGCCCAUUGUUGUAUCUUUCUGAAAAACACAGGUUACAUGACCUCUUUAAACCAUAAAUUACACACAUUUUCCCACAGUGUUCACCUAAACUAUAUAGUUUCUUUUAUCCCUAUGGGAUCUAGGAAUAUCAAGGACCAAAAAGCCAAGGGGUUACUGUGAGCCUUAAAAUAGCAAAAAUCCCCACACCAAUUGUUUAAAUGUAAUGAUAUUGUUACUAAUACUAAUUCAGUAAUAAUGAGCCUAAACCAGAUAUACACCAGUGUAAAAAAAUCAAAUUUGAGCUGAUAACCAAUAUUUAGCAGGGCACCUGGAAAGGUCAUUAUACAAAAAUAUAAUCUACAGACAUGUGUCUUUUCAAAAAUCAGGAUAAACCUUUGCCACCCUGAGGUGUACCAAAUAGUGAAAUUCUGGCCUCUGGCCCAUAACCUGAUUUCUUUCACCACACUAAACCAUUAUUAUAUUAUUCUGCAAUUCAAUGUAUGCUUUUGCAACAAAGUGCAUUUAGUAUUCUAUAAAUAUUUACUGUUAUUACAAUUUUCCUCCAGCACUUUGUUCGUAAUGAAGGAAGUUUUAUUCAUCAUGUGUGGUUGAAUUACAGCAAAGCUGACUUGACUUUUCUGCUCCUCUGUCUCCACCAGCAUCAAGUGGCCAAAGAAUACCACGACCGAGGCCCACGAAUAAACCUGACCUUCAGGACCAUCUACCCAGAGCCAGAGGGCCACAGGCCGGGGACCAAGAUGAGAUUUACUGCCAAACAGCCAUAACCCUCCCAAGAGUCAGGUACUUAGGGCAAUAGGGAGACUCUGUUCUGCAUUUCAGACACACAGUGUCAGAUCUGAGGCUUUCAGAGGGUCGCUGUGUUUCUCAGUGAGCCUGCAGGCAAAGUCAGCUGUAAGAAAAGAGUCACGACAACAGACUGUGAGGGGAAUAAAAGCCGCCUCCAGCUCAAACAGGGUGAUUCUCCAACUUCUCCUGUUGCAUAAACAAACCUGAAUGUUAUCAAGUCAUAAUCAGAUGAUUGUGUUUUCAGUAGAAAGAAGAGUUUACAGCAGUAUCUACCACAAGUAAUGAAUUCAUUUGUUCAUUUAUGACAGUUGUUUACAUUCAUUUCAAGCUACAAGUUAAUAAAACUGUGCUCAGAGUGCCAAACUAGAACAGGAUGUCAUAAAAAGAGAGAUGAAUAGAUGUGUGACUGUACAGAGGGGACUGUAGGCGGGAAAAUGUCAAUGAAUCCCUGCCUUGUUGAUUUUGUGGGGCUCUUAGAAGCAAACAUGGCUGCUUUAAAAGAGGUGAGAUUCAAGUAAAGUGGCCACUUAUGACGAUUACAGCUCCAUCAGGCUGAAUCAGAUAAUUCUCCGGUUAAACAGAACUGGUCUGAUCAGUCCUGAAAGGAGGGGUCUGAGUAUUUUAAGACCUGAUUCAUCAGAGUGAGAAGCGUUUAGGAUGUUCAGUACAUGCUUGGUUGUUGUUGUUUUUUGGUUUGUGAAAAAAGUUGCACUUUCAGACGUUAAUGGUUUCAACUGUGUGUGUAAAUAAUUACUGGAGUCCAGGAAAGACUGAAGGGCUUAUUGAGCGACAGUCAACAGAGCCAAUGUAUUUAAAAGAAACCCCUCCAUAUCUGCAUCAACUGAGGGAGGUAAAUGUCUUGAAGGUGGAUGAGCUCUACCUCAGACGUCCUCUGUUUAUACUGUAACACUGAAAGGAUAAAAGUAAUGUUUGGGUUUAAUGUGGGUUUGAAAUAAACUGUUAUGACUUUGAAUUU
Xyrichtys novacula (pearly razorfish) is the source of this 14579-nucleotide messenger RNA. Lineage: Eukaryota; Metazoa; Chordata; Actinopteri; Labriformes; Labridae. The record is from the annotation of a GenBank genome assembly.